Messenger RNA from Gorilla gorilla gorilla (western lowland gorilla), 5576 nucleotides. RefSeq names its product zinc finger protein 528 (gene ZNF528). The record is from RefSeq and is a predicted model, not a curated record. The transcript has 2 exons. Gene Ontology annotation, biological process: regulation of transcription by RNA polymerase II. Gene Ontology annotation, cellular component: nucleus. NCBI's taxonomy places the organism in Eukaryota, Metazoa, Chordata, Mammalia, Primates, Hominidae. Gene Ontology annotation, molecular function: DNA-binding transcription factor activity, RNA polymerase II-specific; RNA polymerase II cis-regulatory region sequence-specific DNA binding. Bases 2229 to 3929 code for a protein of 566 amino acids.
CAUUGUGAGGUCCUUUCUGUCCUGAGAUCUGGUGGCAUUCCUUUUUAAAAUGUCUGGUUUUUCCGCAGGUACAACAUUUUCCCAAUUUAGGGUUUGACCCUUGGCUCCUUUUAGAUUUGUCAACUACUAAAUUAGCCAUGCUUCAGCUAUCAUUGAAGAGCAAUGAAGCUCAGUUCCUACAUCCUAACAAGCUCUGAGAAAAUUUCCCAAGUCUUUUGUACACCUUACAGGUGCCAGUGCACAUUUACAAUCCACGUUUGCUUUCUCUAAAGUUAAGGUUAGCAUUUCUGCGGCAGUGGCAUGAGGAAUCUGACGCUUCACUGCCUCUUGUAAUCUCGCAAGAAAUUGCGCAUAGGGCUCCUACAACCCUUGCAUGAUAUGCAAAAAGGAUUGUACUAGGACUCCCUCAUCUGGAAUUGUGGCCCAGGCGCAUUUAGCAGCCUGUGAACGCUGCUGAUAAGCAGCAGCUGGGGGUGCCAUUUGAUGUUCCAGGUCUGAAUAAGGGUCAUUACCCAAUAGCAUAUCCUCUGUAAUGUCUCCUUGACAAGCGGCACGAUUCUGUCUAGCCUGGUUUGCACACAGUUCUUGCCAAUUUAAAUUCCAUGUCAGAUACGCAGUAGCAGACAAGUUUGCGCCCAAAGUUUUACAUCAAAGAGUAGAAGGCGCGUAGCACCAAAUACAGAUUCUAGCAAUCCUAAAGUGAAUGGGCUCUGUACUCCAUUGUUAACUACACUCGUUUGUAAUUCCUUCAACAACUAAACUCUAGUGGGGUAUUUUCAUGAAUAAACUGGUGUAGAUUGUUUGGAUCAGGCCUUAUGGAAAUAGGGAAAGCACAAGGUCCUAAGGGCUCUCCAGCGAUGGCAGCAGAGUGUAACAUUCUUUGUACUGGGGUCUCUAUUUCCGCUACUGAAGGAGGUGGUACAGAUGUUGCUGCAACUGGAGGGGGUGGUAAAAACCAAUUUUUAUCCUCUCUCUCCUGUUUUUUGUUUUCAAUUGGAUCUGUGGGUGGGACAACAGAUUCUUUCAGAUUUUUAGACUCAGCCUGCUGCCCAGCAGAAUAAUGAGAUAAUGGCAGAACAGUACGAACUAGACUCCACGUGAAGACAGAAGAAUCAACUUUAAGACCUUUUUGAUGAGCCUUUUUUAAUCCUUUUCCUGCUGUGUCCCAAUUUUCCACAUCAAGAGUGCCUGCCUGUGGAAACCAUGGGCUAUGCAUAAUAAUCUCCUGCAGAAGCUUAAUGUCUGUGAGUUAACCUGAGUUCCAGACUGUCUCAAUAGAACUUUAAACAACUGCACAUAGUAUUUUUUUUUUCAACAGACAAAUUCUGCCUCAUGUUACCCUGAUUCAGAAAACUUCCCAUUCCCAGUACUUUAGAGCACUGACCUUAUAUCGCUCCCAGUACCUCUUUAGGGCACUGACCUUAUAUCUGCUGCCAGCCGACUCAUCCAGGGUUCCCCAUUCACCUUGUGAAUUUCAGUUCCUCUACUCCAGCAGAACCUUCUUUGUUCACAUCCUCAAAGUCCUAUGUUCGGAGGCCACUUGUCCGAUAUUCUUGGAGUCCCUGUUCUGGGUCACCAGUUGCCACCUGCACAGACCUUGGGGGCCUGAACAAAGGGGGCGAACAUUGGAGUAAAAGACAAAGGUGUAUAUUUGGAAGAAGGGGUCAGGGGGCUCCUUCUAGUGAACAAGGGCCCUGAGCUUUAGAGCCCUUUGUAUUUUAUUGGGUAAAGGAGAUGGUGGCAGGGGGAGGGGUGGUUACUGGUCAGCGGCUUGAUUUACAACAGGUUUGCAAGACUGCAUUCUUUGAACAAUAGACUGUAGAUGUCCCAGUAGAUAAUUUCAAUGAGCAUGGCACCAGGGAGUGAUUACCUUCAGCAAACCUUCUGGUGUCAGGCGCAGUCUUGAGUUUGCCCACAUCCUGCAUUCAUGAUAGUUUGUUGUUUGAUCAUAUAGCCUCCAGUGGAAUAUUGAGCUGGUCAUAUCUCUUGGGCCUUCAGCUUCCUACAUGUGGGAACACUCAGUCCUUUUCUGGGGAUGUGUUUCUUCUGGCUUGUGGAAGUACCAUUAUUAAUGUCUAUACAGCUCUUCUUGGAUUUCUGAUUUUCCCUAAGAGGCUCAUCCCUGCUUCUUCCCAGAAGUUUUCAGUCUCUGUUGUAUUUCUCUGCUCAUAAUCUGUUUCAGAUUUACCCAUAAUUCUCUCGACUCCUGCAGAUUCCCCACUGCUCCAAUGCAUCACCUCAGUUCCUUGUGUUUUCUGCACUACCAGCAUGAUAUACACAAUACCCUGAUACUCCUACCAAUGUCUGAGUCAGAGAGGAGCUCUAAAUUGGGAAGCAAUGCAGGAAACAAGCCUUGUAAAAAUCAACUUGGAUUCACUUUUCAGUUACAUCUGAGUGAUCUACAGCUAUUUCAAGCUGAAAGGAAAAUUUCUGGGUGUAAGCAUUUUGAAAAACCCAUCAGUGACAAUUCCUCAGUUUCACCGCUUGAAAAAAUUUCUUCCAGUGUCAAAUCCCACCUUUUAAAUAAAUAUAGAAAUAAUUUUGAUCAUGCUCCAUUACUUCCACAAGAACAGAAAGCACACAUUAGGGAAAAAGCUAAUAAAUGUAAUGAGCAUGGCCAAGUCUUUAGAGCAUCUGCAAGCCUUACUAACCAAGUAAUCCAUAACGCAGAUAAUCCUUACAAAUGCAAUGAAUGUGGCAAGGUCUUUAGUUGCAGUUCAAAGCUUGUGAUACAUCGAAGAAUGCAUACUGGAGAGAAGCCUUACAAAUGUCAUGAAUGUGGCAAGCUCUUUAGUAGCAAUUCAAACCUUUCACAACAUCAAAGAAUUCAUACUGGAGAGAAGCCUUACAAAUGUCAUGAAUGUGACAAGGUCUUUCGAAGCAGUUCAAAGCUUGCACAACAUCAAAGAAUUCAUACUGGAGAGAAGCCUUACAAAUGUCAUGAAUGUGACAAGGUCUUCAAUCAAAUUGCACACCUUGUACGACAUCAAAAAAUUCAUACUGGAGAGAAACCUUACAGUUGUAAUAAAUGUGGCAAGGUCUUUAGUCGCCAUUCAUAUCUAGCAGAACAUCAAACGGUUCAUACUGGUGAAAAACCUUACAAAUGUGAAGAAUGUGGCAAAGCAUUUUCAGUGCGUUCCAGCCUCAUAACCCAUCAGUUAAUUCACACUGGAAGAAAACCUUACAAAUGUAAAGAAUGUGACAAGGUCUUUGGGCGCAAGUGUUUCCUGACCUCUCAUCAGAGAAUUCAUACUAGAGAGAGACCUUAUGGAUGCAGUCAGUGUGGCAAGAUCUUUAGUCAGAAAUCAGACCUUAUACGACAUCGAAAAACUCAUACUGAUGAGAAGCCUUACAAAUGUAAUAAGUGUGGCACAGCGUUUAGAGAGUUUUCAGACCUUACUGCCCAUUUUCUAAUCCAUAGUGGAGAGAAACCUUACGAAUGUAAAGAAUGUGGCAAAGUCUUCAGGUACAAGUCUUCUCUAACCAGUCAUCAUAGAAUUCAUACUGGAGAGAAGCCUUACAAAUGUAACAGAUGUGGCAAGGUCUUCAGUCGCAGUUCAAACCUUGUAUGCCAUCAGAAAAUUCAUACAGGAGAAAAGCCUUACAAAUGUAAUGAAUGUGGCAAGGUCUUUAAUCAAGCGUCAUACCUUACAAGACAUCAAAUAAUUCAUACUGGAGAGAGGCCUUACAGAUGUAAUAAAUGUGGCAAAGCAUUUCGAGGGUGUUCAGGCCUUACUGCCCAUCUUGCAAUCCAUACUGAAAAGAAAUCUCAUGAGUGUAAAGAAUGUGGCAAGAUCUUCACUCACAAGUCUUCCCUCACCAAUCACCAUAGAAUUCACAUUGGAGAGAAACCUUACAAAUGCACCCUGUGCAGUAAGGUCUUCAGUCACAAUUCUGACCUUGCACAGCAUCAGAGAAUUCAUUCAUGAGAGUCCCUACAAACUGUGUAUGGCAAAACCAUCAUCAUGAGUUCUAGCAUUAAUCAACAUCAGUGAGUCCAUACUAAGUGCAAAUCAUAUAAAUGAAAUGUAUGUGACACAGGCUUUAUCAAGGCCUGCCAAAUCACUAGACAUCACCACAUCACUGUGGAGGAUGAAAGCACACAGAUGAAUUGUGUGUACUUGGGCUAUUAUUCAAGGACCAUUGCUAUAGAACACGAUAGGAUUUACACAAGAAGUAACUCUGUCUCUGGUUCUCUGAUACUAAUCUAUGAUAUUGCAUGAUGCAGAAUAAUGCUAAGUCAAAAUAUGUUGAAUCUCAUGACCUGAUGUAUAUCACAGGUGCAACAGCUUGUAAAUGACCAGUUUUAUUCAGGCUAUAAAGCAUUCAAUUAUUUGGGGCUUAUAGAAAAGGCUACUUUACUCUUUGUGACUUUGAAAUCUCUUCAUGUGCCUUCCAUGCAGGCCAUUCACUGUGGUCCCUGGGAAAGAAUCAGUAGGAUGACAGGGCUGACUUCAUUAGCUGAGGAUUAUUUCUAUCCAAUUUCCUGAUGAAGGACAUUGCCUUUUGAGAUUAAAUAUUGUCUGAUUUAGAGAGCAUGGAGGUGGGCAGAGUAACAUAAAACUGAUGACCGUCAUCAUACUGUUGCAGUCAGCACACUUUCUCCUGACAUAAGUGCACAGAGCUUCAGUGUCCACCAACUGACCAUGAAAUAGAGUAUGCUGUAAUCUUAAGGCAUAGGUUAUUAGUGGAAAGAGAGUAAUAGGUUGCUAGUGUCUGAUUAUAUGGUAGAAAUAAUGCAAGGAAAAAGGUAGCCACCUUCUCCAUUGAACAGCAGUACCUGCUGUUUAGCAAAGACUGAUGAGAAAUAGACUUUUUUUUUGGAGAUAGAGUCUCACUCUGUUGCCCAGGCUGGAGUGUAGUGGUGUGUUCUUGACUCACUGCACCCUCUGCCUUCUGGGUUCAAGCAGUCCUUCUGCCUUAGCCUCCUAAGUAGCUGAAACUACAGACGUGUGCCACCACACCCAGUUCAUUUUUGUAUUUUUAGUAGAGACAGUGUUUACCAUGUUGGCCAGGUAGGUCUCCAACUCCUGACCUCAAGUGAUAUGUUCACCUCAGCCUCCCAAAGUGCUGGGAUUACAGGCAUGAACCACGGUGUCCAGCCUCAUUUUUGAAAUGGAAUAGAGAACAGUUAUAUCACAGUUGAGAGUUUAAUCAAAAUGACCAGAUCAGCAUAUUCUUUUUUUAGGUGAGACAGAGUUUCGCCCUUGUCACCCAGGCUGUAGUGCGGUGGUGCGAUCUCGGCUCACUGCAACCUCCGCCUCCCGGCUUCAAGCAAUUCUCCUGCCUCAGCCUCCCAAGUAGCUGGGAUUACAGGCAUGUACCACCAUACCCAGGUAAUUUUUGCAUUUUUAGUAGAGAUGGGGUUUCACCACGUUGGCCGCACUGGUCUCAGGUGAUUCAUCUGCCUCAGCCUGAAAGUGCUAGGAUUACAGGUGUGAGCCACCGCGCCUGGCCAGAUCAGCAUAUUCUUAAGUAGGAUUCACAUUUAAUUCUUGGUAUUAUAAGUUGCAACCAUUUGAUUUAGAAUGUAUGCAGCUCUCAUGUUUGUACUAAUAAAGUUUCAUUUUUCCUAA